This is a messenger RNA of Annulohypoxylon maeteangense, 1718 nucleotides long. RefSeq names its product putative serine peptidase. Gene Ontology annotation, molecular function: serine-type exopeptidase activity; dipeptidyl-peptidase activity. Gene Ontology annotation, biological process: proteolysis. Bases 1 to 1704 code for a protein of 567 amino acids. The transcript has 5 exons. The record is from RefSeq and is a predicted model, not a curated record. NCBI's taxonomy places the organism in Eukaryota, Fungi, Ascomycota, Sordariomycetes, Xylariales, Hypoxylaceae.
AUGAGGGGUUCCGUGGUUGGGAGCGUCGUCUCUUCCUUAUUGUACUUCGAAGCCGUCCACGGUUUCGGAAUUCCUGCACCAUAUGCGCAACCGAGAGAAGCCGGCGAGGAAAUUCUAGCUGCUCUCGCCGAUCCAGAACAGCCUGAUAGCGGCGUAGCCUUCUUCGAGCAAUAUAUCGAUCAUAAAAACCCGGAGCUUGGUACAUUCAACCAGACCUAUUGGUAUAAUGCAACUGCGUGGAAGGGCCCGGGGUCUCCCGUGGUUAUGAUUACUCCCGGAGAAGUCGCCGCCGCGGGUUAUGAGUUAUACUUGACCCCUCAAGUGAUUUCCGGCCUUAUCGCGCAGGAGGUCGGUGGUGCUGUCAUCUUGAUCGAACAUCGAUACUGGGGCAACAGCACGCCGUAUAAGGUCCAAACGACAAAGAAUCUUCAGUAUCUAACCAUGGACCAAUCUAUCGCCGACUUCGUCCACUUCGCCCGAACAGUGAAGCUGCCGUUCGAUGUAAACGGGACGGGGAUAUCAAACGCGCCAAAAGCUCCUUGGAUCUGGAGUGGUUGUUCCUACCCCGGCGCGUUGGGAGCCUGGACCGAGAGUAUUGCCCCCGGAACAUUCUGGGCGACGCACUCAACCAGUGGCCCCGUCGAGGCUAUCUAUGACUUCUGGCAAUAUUUCCAUGAAACCCAGCAAGGAAUGCCCAAGAACUGCUCCAAGGAUUAUAGUGCCAUCAUCAACCACGUCGAUCGUGUGCUCACUCACGGUUCCCGUAAGGAGCAAACUGACUUGAAGCAUCUAUUUGGGCUCCAAGACCUCACGCAUCUCGAUGAUGUUGGCGCAGCUAUUUCCUCGCCGAUCUCAGCUUGGCAAGGCAUGGACUUUUUCUCUGGUUACUCCCAGUUCUACCAAAUGUGCGACGCUAUCGAGGGCUUCUUCCCGAACUCGACCAACUCGACCCGGCCGUCUAACCACACAAGCUCCUGUGGAGUUGGUGUUAAGAAAGCUCUUCCCAACUUCGCCAGAUGGUAUAAAUCCAAGUUCCUACCUGGACGUUGUAAAGAUCUGGGUUCUGGUUCCGCGUGGCAGAAUCAGCUCGACGUAGGAUGUUUCGACACCUACAACGCCUCUAGCCCGAUGUACACGGAUCUAUCUCAGGCGAAUCCGUUCACUCGUACUUGGCUGUGGAUGACGUGCAACGAUCCCUUUUCGUGGUGGCAGACCGGCGCCCCAGCAAACCGCCCAACAGUCUACUCCCGUCUAGCCGACGCCGCCUACUUUGAGCGGCAAUGCUCGCUAUUCUUCCCCAAAGAGGGGAAUUACACCUACGGCAGCGCGCGAGGCAAAACCGCCGCCGAAGUAAACGCCAAAACGAAAGGGUGGAUGCUUCCCGAUUACCUAGACUCGGAAUCGCGCCUGCUCUUUGUAAACGGCGAGUUCGACCCCUGGCGGUCAGCUUCCGUGGCUAGCGAGUUCCGACCGGGCGGACCGCUGGUCUCGACGCCGGAGGUGCCGAGUAUUAUCGUGCAGGACGGACAUCAUUGCAAUGACUUGUUUACGGCAGAUGCGCUGAUUAACCCGGGCGUUAAGAAGGCGCAACAGGAGAUUGUAGCGCAGAUGGUCAAGUGGACGAAUGAGUUUUAUGAGAGGGCGAAUGGGACGACGACGCGGCGGAGUUAUCCGCCUCCGAGAGGUUUGAGGGCGGCGUUGUAGGUGCUGUAGUGCGG